This is a messenger RNA of Pyrus x bretschneideri (Chinese white pear), 712 nucleotides long. RefSeq names its product copper transporter 2-like. The coding region runs from base 162 to 626 and encodes 154 amino acids. The record is from RefSeq and is a predicted model, not a curated record. Gene Ontology annotation, cellular component: plasma membrane. Lineage: Eukaryota; Viridiplantae; Streptophyta; Magnoliopsida; Rosales; Rosaceae. Gene Ontology annotation, biological process: copper ion transmembrane transport; intracellular copper ion homeostasis. The transcript has a single exon. Gene Ontology annotation, molecular function: copper ion transmembrane transporter activity.
GAGACUCAUCAGAAAUAGAAAUACCCAAAGUGAAUGCCGACGAGAGAGCCCUCACUCAUUUCAACACCCCAACAGAAGCAAAUUUUAGAGAGAGAAUUUUCAGAGAGAGAGAGAGAGAGAGAGAGAGAGAGAGAGAGAGAGAGAGAGAGAGAGAGAGAGAGAUGAAUGGUAUGGAUCACGGCCAUGGCAUGGGUGGCAUGGAAUCACCGCCGCCACUAUCGUCAUCCAUGACGAACGGCACGAUGAUGAUGCACAUGACCUUCUUUUGGGGCACAAAGGCGGAAGUCCUCUUCUCCAAAUGGCCAGGCACAAACACUGGUAUGUAUUACGUAUCCCUACUCUUUGUCUUUGCCCUAGCGGUCCUCGUCGAGUGGCUCUCCCACUGCCGUCUGAUCAGGGCCGGCGGAAGCGACGUCGUUUGUGGACUGGCUCAGACUCUUUUGCAUGCAGUUAGGGUUGGGUUGGCUUAUUUGGUGAUGUUGGCGGUCAUGUCGUUUAAUGCUGGGGUGUUUCUUGUGGCGGUGGCCGGGCAUACUGUCGGGUUUUUGCUUUUUGGGAGUAGGGUUUUUAAGAAGAAAUCGGAUGUUGAUGAUAAGGGUUCUGAUCUUCCUCCAAUGAGUUGUUGAUUAUGUAUUUUAUUUAUGGAAUUAAUUAGGGCAUAUUGGGUUUUGAAUUUUUUUACUUGAAUUAAAUUGUUUUCCAGAUUAUGAUA